CGUAACCUACAAGCAACAGAGAACUUUUAAUCGCUGCUCUCUAAAGAAAUCAUUCCAGUACUUGCUCAGGAAAAGAGGAGGAGGAGCUGCCUUACUGGAGUUCAAUGAAAAUGAGCAGCUAAAGGGAACAUCUUCUGUAGUCAGUUGUGUGCAACCACAAGGCAACAUCUCUCACGUUCUACCUUCUACUCUCAACAUGUGGACUACAAAAUGUGCCGUAAUCUUUCUACUGAUCACACUUGCAGAAGGCAGAGGAAAGAAACGCAAUCCAUUGCAUGACUAUAAGAAGACUGCUGAAACAACAUUAACUAGACUUAACAAAGCACUGGAAGUGAAAACAAAAAUUUUCAACACGACUGAAAACUGUGCUAAAAGAUGUAGCCGGAAUAAAGGACUUCCGUUUACUUGCAAGGCUUUUGCUUUUGACAAAAACAUAAAGAGAUGCCAUUGGUUCUCAUUCAACACUAUGUCAGCAGGAAUAAAGGAUAAAUAUGACAUUUCAUUUGAUCUUUACGAAAAGAAAGAUUAUAUCAGAGACUGUAUUCACGGAAAAGGGAGUAAUUACAGAGGGACCAGGAAUGUAACUAAGAGAGGACUUGCAUGCCAGCCGUGGAAUUCAAUGAUACCCCAUGAGCAUAGCUUUUUGCCUUCGACCUACCGUGGAAAAGAUCUCAAGGAGAACUAUUGCCGAAACCCUAAAGGAGAAGAAGGAGGACCUUGGUGUUUCACAAAAAGUCCAGAGGUUCGACAUGAUGUCUGCGACAUCCCAUUUUGUUCAGAAGUAUACUGUGUAACAUGUAAUGGAGAGCACUAUAGAGGUCCAAUGGAUUACACAGAAUCAGGAAAAGAAUGUCAGCGCUGGGACUUACAAAGGCCCCAUAAGCACAAGUUUCGUCCAGAAAGAUAUCCUAACAAGGGCUUGAAUGAUAAUUACUGUCGCAACCCUGAUGGCAAGUCCAGACCUUGGUGUUACACUCUUGACCCCGACACCCCCUGGGAAUUCUGUGCAAUUAAACCCUGUGUACACAGCAUUGUCAACAAUACAGAUAUUACAAAAGACUGCAUGAAAGGCCAAGGUGAGGGAUAUCGUGGAAGUGUCAGCACAACAUACAAUGGGAUUCAGUGUCAGAGGUGGGAUUCCCAGUUUCCGCACCAACACAAUUUUACUCCAGAGAACUACAAGUGCAAGGAUCUGAGUGAAAAUUAUUGCAGGAAUCCAGAUGGUUCAGAGUCACCAUGGUGUUUUACUACAGACCCAAAUAUUCGUAUUGGACACUGCUCGCAAAUACCAAAGUGUCAAGCCUCUAAUCAGCAAGAGUGUUACUAUGGGAAUGGAAGCACCUACAAGGGGACUUUAUCGAGAACACGAUUUAGACUUCCCUGUUCAAUGUGGGAAAAGAAUUUGCAAGAUCUAAAAAGACAUACAUUCAAUGAACCCGAUGUAUCCAUACUGGAGAAGAAUUACUGCAGAAAUCCAGAUAAUGACGCCCAUGGACCAUGGUGUUACACAGACGAUCCUUUUGUACCAUGGGACUAUUGUCCUAUAUCAAGAUGUGAAGGAGACACAACUAAAAUAAUGGCAAACAUUGACAGUCCAAUCACCUGUUCAUCGUCCAAACAGUUAAGGGUUGUGAAUGGCAUUCCGGCACAGACAAGAAAAGUUUGGAUGGUCAGUGUGAGAUACAGGAAUGCUCAUAAGUGUGGAGGGACACUAAUAAAAGAAAACUGGGUUUUAACAGCAAGACAAUGCUUUCUUUCCGGAGCUAUUGACCUAAAAGAUUAUGAAGCAUGGCUUGGAGUACACAAUAUCUAUAGCACUUCAGAGAAACACAAACAAAUUCUCAAUAUAUCCCAACUGGUACAUGGGCCGAAAGGAUCAAACCUUGUUCUCCUAAAACUUUCAAGACCUGCUACUCUGAAUGCCUAUGUAGACAGAAUAAAACUGCCGAAUUAUGGAUGCACCAUUCCAGAAAAAACUAUGUGUUCAGUAUAUGGAUGGGGACACACUGGAACGAAUGAUUAUGACGGCCAGCUCCAGGAAGGUACUCUGCAUAUUGUUGGAAAUGAAAAAUGUAACGAAAAUCACAAGGGAAAAAUCACGGUUAAUGAAUCUGAAAUAUGCGCCAUGAGUGAAACUGCCAACAUAGGGCCGUGUGAGCGUGAUUAUGGUGGACCACUCAUCUGUGAAGAAAACAGGACACAUUUGGUUCAAGGAGUUAUUAUCCCUGGACGUGGUUGUGCCAUCCAAAAGCGCCCAGUCAUUUUUGUCAGGGUGGCUUAUUAUGCAAAGUGGAUACACAAAAUAAUGUUAACGUAUAAGGCUCCAUAAAAACAAGAACUUGAGUAUACCUAUUAUUAUUAUCAUAGUAAUGAUGCCUAAAACUUACUUGAUGGUCAAGUUUUACUGUUUCCUAUUGUUUUUUUAAAAUGUAUAGACACAUCGUCUAAGUAUUACGUUUAUGUGAGAUGAACUGUAAAUGUAAGGUGACAUUUCCUGAGUAUACUUGAAUAACUUUUUGGAUGUUAAAAGGGGGGGGGGGAGUAAAGCAUUUACUUGGGUUUCUUUAUGCUGCUCCAGUGGUUCAUAUACUCCAGUGAACCUAAUGUUUAACACUGAAUAUAUUUGAAUUUUUCCAAUAAUUAAACAAAUACAUAAAAUAAAGGAGGCAAUUAUCAAUGUAACUUCAAUUCAUUACGCUGUUCCCUUUGCUAUUUUAAAAGUAAAUGUAAACCUGAAAAAUUGUAGAGUAAUCCACACAACAGAAGGUAGAAAAGUCACCCAUUUAAGAAUGUCUUUGAUUAGGGACAUUCUGUCGUACAGGUAUGGGAUCCAGAAAGCUCCAAAUUACAGGAAGGCCAUCUCCCAUACAGCAAAUUGUUUCUGAAAAGAAUUUUCUUUUCCUCUGUAAGAAUAAAACAGUGCCUUGUACUUGAUGGUAACAAAGCUGCAUAGAUCCAUAGUGGUGGCAAAACAAUCCUUUUUUAUUGUGUAAAUGAUUCGUAGCUGGAUGAAAAGAUCCCUUGUCCGUAAAUCCCAAUGUCCCAAGCAGAUCCUGUACCUGUAUGCACAAGUCACCUUCAAGUGGUUUUAAAGGGAACAAGUCUGAAAAGGACAUUGUCAAAAACUUAGGCCCACUAACUACAAAUAUAAAAUAGCUAUACAUAUAGUUAUUAUUAUCCACCACCUACAAAUAAAACAUCUGUUGGCAGUAAUAGUUCCAUUUAGUAUAAGAAAGGUUUUCAUACUGUAUUUUUUGUUGAAAGCCAUCAAUAACAUGUUAUCUGUUCAUAAUGACCUACUGCAACUACUAAUGCCACUGUAUUAUAAUUAGCUUUAGCUUCUCUCUGCCAUGCAAAUUGUUAUCACUUAUAAUUUUGUACAAAAUUGAAUUGAGUGCCAAACCUGUACUGCUAAUAACUGCCAGAAGAGCUGCUGUGCACUCAGUUGUAUUUUGAAAUGAUGCAUGUUGACAGAAUUUUAGUAUCUUUUUUUAAAAAAUUUGACUUACUUCGCUUAGUUAAAACAAAAUGCUAUUCAGGACAACAACUUGCUUAAUUAUAUAAAGCAAAGUGCUUGCUUUAAAUGUAUAAAUUAUUGGCUUAUAACUGUUACAGUUUAUUCAACAGAACCAAAUUUUGAGGGGAAAACUCUACAUGCAGUAUUUGAGUUUCUAAAACAUGAAUGUGAAGAAUUUUGCCAUGAUUUGAAGUUUAUUUUACCACUGAAAUGUCAGUAUUAUAAUGUAAAAAGAAAUGUAUUGUAAAUAAAUAUUUAAUAAGAGGUUAUCUUGCUGUGCGAGAGAUAGUUGCUUGGUACUCAGUGAAAACUAUGUAUAUUUGUUGUCAGUCUUUCCGGGCAGUGCCUCAAAGAUUUUUUUUUUUUAAGAUAAAAUGAUUGUAUGAAAGCCAAAAUAAAGGGCAACAUUAAAAAAAAUAUAUGCAUAAAGACACUUCUCGGAUUCCUUGCCUUUGGUUGCAGAAUCGCAUGCAAACAUUUCUGAGUUCAUUUACAUGAAACAUUUUUUUUUAAUGUUGCAACUUUUUGCCAUUUUUUUAAAUGGUUGGUAUAUCCAUAUUAAACCCAUUGUUGUAGUCCAAUCAUGACCAUUUUUAAUAUAUGCAUAGGCACUGUGGCAAAUGACAGUGGGAGGUUAAGUUCAUGACUCACUCAUUAAUCUUAUUAGAUAUAAUACAGAUCGUUGUGAUAAAACUUCCCUAUACUAUUAUUAGUGAUAUUGAUUAAAAAGUGCCAGUUAACCUCUAUAAAUAGUUUGUGCCAAGGCUGUAGGUCAGAUAUGAAAACUAUAUUACCUGCAGUGAUGCAGUAAAAGCAAACUUUUAAAAUACUUUAAAGGCUUGACAUCUAGAGCAGUGGCUCAUGGGCCUUUUUGCGUAUCAAUCUUCUCAGGGAGAACAAAGGCAAUCAAAAUCAUCUUCUCUUCUAGAAGCCCAUAACCAUUCCAUAUGGUAUCUGCCAGUUUUGCUGGAAUGGUGAAGAAUUGCAGAAAGUUGCAAUCUCCAUUUAUGAACAGAAGUGUCUUCUCUAGACAUCUUAUAUGCUACUUAAAGUAAUAUAAAUACUACGAGAAGAUGCAAGGACAGUGUUACAGUACAAAUAAAAGUAUAGCCCUUUUUUCAGUUGGUCCCUUAAAUAAUUUCUUGGAGCUCUCAUAUAUUGUUGAAUUUGGGGUGAUCAGAUUUUGCUGCAAUGCAGUAUACGAUUGCCACAGUGUAAUACCAGUACCAAGCAAUGCAACCUAACUUUGUAAUCAGAAAGAGGCCAUUAUGUUCAACAGGAAGUUUUAUACCAUGUAAAUGCUGUAAAAAUAUUCUAUUGCCAUUUAUUAAUAUUUGUAUUUUUGUAAUUCUGUUUACUCUCAUAUUAAUAAACUAUUUUAUAGAAA
Messenger RNA from Xenopus laevis (African clawed frog), 4904 nucleotides. It is a transcript of the gene hgf.L, whose product is annotated as hepatocyte growth factor (hepapoietin A; scatter factor) L homeolog. Gene Ontology annotation, biological process: negative regulation of apoptotic process; animal organ development; proteolysis. Gene Ontology annotation, cellular component: extracellular region. The transcript has 18 exons. Lineage: Eukaryota; Metazoa; Chordata; Amphibia; Anura; Pipidae. The coding region runs from base 197 to 2329 and encodes 710 amino acids. The record is from RefSeq and is a predicted model, not a curated record. Gene Ontology annotation, molecular function: signaling receptor binding.